Molecule: messenger RNA, 2271 nt
Organism: Rhodamnia argentea
Lineage: Eukaryota; Viridiplantae; Streptophyta; Magnoliopsida; Myrtales; Myrtaceae
Exons: 4
Coding region: 213-2066 (617 amino acids)
Source: RefSeq, a predicted model, not a curated record
UCUUUGCUGUGUCACAGGCUAGAACAGCUCGUUCUUCCGAAUCCCAUAGAGAACCGAAAAAACAAAAAUCCAUCUUUUAAGACGAUGCAUUCCUUGUCACAGCGCAUUCUAUCCCCAAAACCAAAUCUUUUUCUUGACCCAAGAAGGGACAAGUCAAAAGUUCAUUGUGAACCUAAUUUGAUUUGCGGCGUUCAAUCGAAUUCCGAGACAAAAUGUCAAUCUUGAAUCCCGGGGUCCUUGUCAGGCUUCUUGAAGGCAUGAAAGGGAAGGAAAUGGCCUGCGAAGAUCGAAAAGCUGCGCUGUUACAAAUCAGAAGCAUAAUGCCUGUCUUGUCCGAAGGGGAGCUCUGGCCUAACGGGGGAUUUUACGUGAAAGUUUCUGAUGCUUCACAUGCCAUGAAUGUUUCUUUGCCUCAAGAACAAGAUGACUUGAUUCUAUGCAACAAAUUACAGCUUGGCCAAUAUGUAUAUGCUGAUAAGAUGGAGCCGUCGGAUCCUGUUCCGGUGCUCAAAGGUGUGAGGCCCAUUCCCGGCAGAAAUUUGUGCAGUGGGGCUCCUAACGAUCUUGUUCCUCUGGAAAAUCUGGUGGAGAUUUGGGCAGCAUCUGAUCCUGAAUCAAUAAAAGAAAUAAUUGAUUCUACAGAAGAGAAACCAAAGCAGUCUGUGAAUACUUCAAGGGCCAAUGUAACUAGGAAAAAUUGUGGAAGAGCAGCAAAUGGCGUAUCAAGAAAAUGUGGUGUUGGUAGGACAUUGUCUGAUCCGGAUGGUUUGCUUGGAUGGGACAAAAAUAGUGAUUCUGAUAGCACGAUAUCGUCAUGUUCGGAGACUUCAACCACAAAGAGAAGAAGCUGGAAUGGAGUGGACAGCACGAGAACAGAUAUUUCGAAAUCUCGGAUUCUCAAGCACAAAUUAAAGUCCAUAUCAAUCAGCCAUGACCGUUGUAGACGUGUUUCUCCAGUCCAAUCCCUGCAUGAGGGCUCUUCUGACAGAUCAAACUCCAAAGUGAUAAAUAAAAAUAUCAGUGUGGCUACAAAAUCCAUCAGGACAUUUAAGAGUAGGAACUCAGGAACACCAAAAAAAGGUGAAGUUCCCCUGGAUCCAGCAGCAUUGUUUAGUGCGGUACUAAACAGAACAAGAACAGAAGACAAAAUUCUAUGGUCCUCUCUUCCCUCAGCUUUAAUGAAGCUAGGCAAGGAGGUAUUAGAACAAAGAGAUGCAGCUUUGCUUGCUUCUGUGGCGGCUCUUCAAGAGGCUUCUGCGGCUGAAAGAUUGCUGAAAUGCCUCGGUGCAUAUUCAGAACUUCAGUCAUCCAAUUCAGAGGAAGAGCAGCCAUCAGUUGAUAAGUUUUUUAAGCUUCAAGAUGACAUGGCUCACAGUCGACUAGUUAUUCAGUCACUGAACAAUGCUACUCCAACAAGAGCAGCCGAAAUCGAGCCCAAUAGUGCCAAUUCCACAAGGGAAGCUUUUAAGCUUGCAUUAGAUAGGAAAAGAAAUGCAAGUUUGUGGAUUAAAGCAGCUAUGGCAUCUGAUCUAGUUCCAUUAUCUAUGACCGCAAGAUCUGGCCUUCCAUCUAUUGAAGCCACUAAAGCUUUCAAACGGUCUUGUGUUGGAUCUGCUGACAGUGUGCCAACAAGAAAGCACAAGAACUAUGAGGUAAUGAGUGGGGUGACAUCUGAGAAUCACAAACUUGAAUGGUCAAAAGGAAGUCCUUCAAGUGCAACAGCUGAUUUAGCCAAUGCCCUGCAAGAUGAAUUCAGAACAUUGUUUCUGGCAUAUGUGGAGCGGUACUUAGACGGGCUUAAGAGCCAAUUCUCCAUAGAGUCUAUAUCAAAUAGCCAGACAAUCCAUGUGAUGCGUCAGAUCAAAAGAGUGAGUGAUUGGUUGGACGUCAUGGCGAAAAAGGAGGCUAGUUAUGCAAAGAUCGGAUGCAGAGGGAGUUCCGAGUUGGAGGAUCCAGAAUUCGAGGUCUACAGCAGGGUUAGAAACAAAAUUUAUAGGAUUCUGUUGAUGCAUAUCGAGAAAACUGCCCUGGCAUGGGAAAGUACGAAUACAGCUGCAGAAACUUGAGUGCUUCAACAAAGAAGCUGCUUUUGACUCCUGUAGCUAGAUUGAUGGGCUUCCAUAACCGGAGAUAAAACUUCAUGUAUCUGUUAUCCCCAUUGCAACUUUUGGAAUGUUGGGGAUUGACACCUUGUUUGUUUUUGCACAUAUGUAGCAGAUGUAAUUAUCUUCUCCUGCUGACUGUAUCUUCUUCCAUUAUGGAAUCGCUCAU